Messenger RNA from Mugil cephalus (flathead mullet), 1968 nucleotides. RefSeq names its product nicotinamide/nicotinic acid mononucleotide adenylyltransferase 2-like. The record is from RefSeq and is a predicted model, not a curated record. Lineage: Eukaryota; Metazoa; Chordata; Actinopteri; Mugiliformes; Mugilidae. The transcript has 8 exons. Gene Ontology annotation, cellular component: Golgi apparatus. The coding region runs from base 1 to 669 and encodes 222 amino acids. Gene Ontology annotation, molecular function: nicotinate-nucleotide adenylyltransferase activity; nicotinamide-nucleotide adenylyltransferase activity. Gene Ontology annotation, biological process: NAD+ biosynthetic process.
AUGCAUGACACUCAGCCGGGCAUGCUCAGUGUGAAGCUCUUCUUCUGUAUCAGACCGACCAACGACAGGAACUUAACAAACCUGUCCAACGUCAACACGCCGUCUACAACUCCUGUGAUUGGUCAGCCACAGAACCAGGCCCCGCCCAUUUACCAGAACCACAACAACAUGAAUCACAACAAGCCCACAGCUGUUAAACUCUGGGGGAAGAUCAGUGAGAGUUUGGGUAAAAUCUGCUGCGUCCAUCCACACAUUGAGCGCUUCACCUUCGUCGAUGAAAACGCCAACCUGGGGACAGCCAUGAGAUACGAGGAGAUCGAGUUACGCAUCUUGCUCCUGUGUGGCAGUGACCUCCUGGAGUCCUUCUGCAUCCCUGGCCUCUGGAAGGACAGUGAUAUGGAGGUGAUCGUGGGGGACUUUGGGAUCGUGGUGGUUCCUCGUGACGGCGUCGACACGGAGAAGAUCAUGAAUCACUCAUCCAUUCUCCGCAAGUUUAAGGAAAACAUCAUCGUGGUAAAAGAUGCGACGAACCAUCCGAUGGCCAUCGUCAGCUCCACCAAGAGCAGACUGGCCUUGCAGCACGGGGACGGCCACGUCGUGGACUACCUGAGUCAACCCGUCAUCGACUACAUCCUGCAGAGUCAGCUGUACAUCAACGCCUCGGGAUAGAGCCGCACCUGGGCCGCACGAAAACAGGGAGAGCUUGGGUGUUGAGGGGGGAGGGCGGGGGUUACCUACAACCAUCAUCUAUAUAAAUAAUAUAACCUCUCCUCCUCCUAGAAACUACAACUUCCUUGUCUGUCUUCUGUGUCAAACAUUUACUCUUCUUUGAGCUGGAUAAUUUCCUCCUUCUGUCCGUGUCAUGUGACCAUCAGGUGGGGGGGUAGGCAGGGUGGGAUGGGGGUGGGGCAGGGUGGCGCCAGCGUUUUCUCUCUCAGUUUCUUUGUUAAAGUUCAGGAUGCAUGACACUCAGCCGGGCAUGCUCAGUGUGAAGCUCUUCUUCUGUAUCAGACCGACCAACGACAGGGUUACGGAGGAAAUGAUGAAACUCUGAUGAUGUGCAGUGAAAAGGUUUCUCCCGCCAGAAGAGAAAUAAGUUCCUGUUUGCCAAGAAAUCCCCUGAACGUCACCUGUGUUUAUUUAAACUCUGAUUCAGAUACAGAUCUUGGAUCGCUGUCCUUGGUAGUUCACUGAUUCUGAAGUGGAAACUCUGGAGGAUGAAAAGAUUCUGGAAUUGGACGUUCAGCCUGAUUUCAUCUCAACGAUUUGAUCUGAACCAGUAACACAACAGAAUAAUAACCUAUAAGUAACGACAACUCCAGAUUUUUUCCAUUUGUUUCAGUGCAAAGAAGAACAAGUAAAUUAGGAGAAUGUUUACAUUUAAUAAACUGAAAAUGAACUUUCUUAAGAAAAAUAAGUGUAAUUUGGACUCGUUGGUGUCUGAUGUCUAUUCCUGGGCCUCAGUGUUGUGUUCUGUCCACGUUUCCUUCUAAAUCAGUGGAUGAAUUAGAGAUUGAAGUUCCUGUCAUUGAGAAAAAAUUUCAAUCUUCUAUAUAAUUUUUGCACUUUGCAAAUUCACACUGUGGAUCAGAUUAGACCCUCUACUGGGUCACUGUUAGUGUCGACUCACAGGUAAAGUUUCUCUUAAAGAAAAAAAACUUUAAAUUUUCUCCAGUUCAGCGUCGCAUUGAGAAGCUGUCGUCUAACUUCAUUUAUUCCGUUUAGAAUUUGUUCUCGAUUAGCAGCUGGUUUAAGUUAACACUGAUGAAGAUGAUGAUGAGAAGAAGAUGAUGAGGGCGUUACCUUUUGUAAAGCAGCUGUGUUGUCGUGGAGUUUCUUUCCUGUUCGUAGACUGCAUGCGUAGACCGUCGGGUUCUGGCAUGAAUGUUUCUCACUCAGUAGAUUUGAUCCGUUGUGAACGUGUUUGCAAAAAAUCGAUAAAUAAAUCAAUAAACAUCUAUAAAUAUG